Molecule: messenger RNA, 5378 nt
Organism: Girardinichthys multiradiatus
Lineage: Eukaryota; Metazoa; Chordata; Actinopteri; Cyprinodontiformes; Goodeidae
Gene: dok6
Product: docking protein 6
Exons: 9
Coding region: 286-1317 (343 amino acids)
Biological process (GO): cell surface receptor protein tyrosine kinase signaling pathway; positive regulation of MAPK cascade
Cellular component (GO): cytoplasm
Source: RefSeq, a predicted model, not a curated record
GUCCAGGAAGCGCCUCUGCCUCCCACCUCUCCCCGGCAGGAGCGAAUCAGCUGACGAAUGGUAUCUCCGUACUCUCCCGGAUGGAUCGCUCCGCUGAGCCCGGACAGCCUGAGCGCUAGCUGACACCGGAGCAGGUUGCCCGCGCCGCUUGCUCUCCUCCUGUUGGAUGUCAGACGGACCUAGCUUCGAGUUAAAGCUUUCGCCACUGAAAAAAAAAAAAAAGACACCACGCUAUUUAAUUUCCACCGCAUCUUUCGGAUAGGAAGCAACCCGCUUCCCCUCACCAUGGCUUCCAACUUCAACGACAUAGUGAAGCAGGGGUACGUGAGGAUACGGAGUAAGAAACUGGGGAUCUUCAGGAGGUGUUGGCUGGUAUUUAAAAAGGCUUCAAGUAAAGGACCCAGGCGGUUAGAAAAGUAUCCAGAUGAAAAGGCAGCCUACUUUAGGACUUUCCACAAGAUCACUGAGCUCCAUAAUAUCAAGAACAUCACGCGGAUGCCACGGGAGACAAAAAAGCAUGCAGUCGCGAUCAUCUUCUGUGAUGACACCUCCAAGACGUUUGCCUGUGACUCAGAGCUGGAUGCUGAGGAGUGGUGCAAACUGCUUUGUGUGGAGUGCCUGGGUACCCGUCUCAACGACAUCAGCCUGGGAGAGCCAGACCUGUUAGCAGCAGGAGUGCAGAGGGAGCAGAACGAACGUUUCAACGUGUACCUUAUGCCCACACCGAACCUGGACAUCUAUGGAGAGUGCACCAUGCAGAUCACCCACGAAAACAUCUAUCUGUGGGACAUUCACAACGCUCGCCUCAAACUCAUCAUGUGGCCCCUCAGCUCCCUGCGCAGAUACGGCCGGGACUCCACCUGGUUCACGUUUGAGUCCGGAAGGAUGUGUGACACAGGAGAGGGUUUGUUUACUUUCCAAACCAGGGAGGGGGAGAUGAUCUACCAGCGGGUCCACUCGGCCACGCUGGCCAUCGCCCAGCAGCAUGAGAGGAUGAUAGAGGAGAUGGAGAAGAGCUCCCAGUUUCAUUCCAGAGAGACGUUAACCAAGUCCAUCUCCCUGCCACGCAGCGCCUACUGGCAGCACAUCACGCGCCAAGCCAGUGUGGGGGAUCUCUACAGUUACCAGGGGAGUGGUGGAGAGGAAAGACUAACAGACAGAGGGCGGUCGAUGACUUUUAUCCCCCGAGCACAGACGUUCCCCAGUUUUCUGUCUGAUGAACCCGAGCAGGAGGAGAGAAUCCACCUCCACCAAGAAGAAGCUCCGUCGCCCUCUAGUGGCUGCGAAUCCAGUUGCAGCCUCAGACCGCUUCAAUGACAGAAAGCGGCUCUAGCAGCUGUGGACACUCAACCCUUCACUGUAGAGAGGAUUCAGCAAUCUGUAUAGUGAAACGUGUAACAUACCUGUAGAAGCUGUAGAAGGAUCCUGGAGGAUUGUGAUUUGUGACUGCAGAGGUAGCUUCUAAAAGUGCACCAAAAAUCCUCUAAGUGUAAUUUAAAGUGUUUUUUGUUGCCAUUGUUCUGUUUAGCUCUGCAUGACCUGCUACUUCCUCAACUUUUUUUAAAGCAAAGUACUUGGAGAAAAGUUAAAGGCACUGUCAUCUGAAGAUUUGCUGUAAAACAGCUUUAAAAAGCUUUUGUUCUAAAGUUGAUGAAAUAACAUUGGGCGUAAUCCGGAGAGGUGCUGUCUCAGCAGCGGGUUCAAGAGAAACUCCACCAGAUUUGACAACUAAUCCUCCCCCACUAACCCCCCCCCCCCCCCCAUCAGCUCUGUCACAGGAAUGUGAAAUCGAUCAAUGCGUUACACAAAAAAACUGUUUGAUGUCAGUGGCAGCAAUGAAUCAGCUAAACUUUCCUAAUCAGUUCCAACCAGCAACAAAAAAAAGAAAAGUCAUUCAGAAAUGGGUUGGGGCGGACCGUUGUGUCAGAGAUGAUAAAAAGCAGGCUCUGCUUUAAGCUGCUGGCAUUACUUUUCACUUCAGCAAAUUGACUUUAAUAGUAUCUGAGCUCUUCCGAAGCUCCGUCUGUCAGAAGUUACUGAUAAAGCUGUUCAUUAGCAAAAAGAUGGAAAAAAGAGCCACCUGAUGGGGUGAUGGGUUAUGCAAAGCAGAGAUAAAAUUCACAUCUGGCCUCUAUAAUAAGCUAUGUUUAUUCAGGAGGAAAAACAUGACAACAUUAGACAUUCGGGGAAAGUUGUUUUUGAUGUUUUUUGUAGGUUUGGGAAACUUUUAUAAGGUCUGACAUGAGAUGUCUGCGUUAAAUUAAAUUCCAGCGUUCCUAACCAGUAAAGUGUGGAGUUUCAUUUUAUUAUUUCCAAGUUUCCAGGAGUUUUUUCAUCAUUCCAUUUGCCAAUAAUAAUCUAACAAAUAAAAAUUUUGUUUUGUUUUAAAUUGAUCUAUAUGCUUUAGGUUAUACUGAUUUGCUACAUCACAACCUACAGUACAACAAUACUUAAGUGUUGGACUUUCUACAUUUUCUAACUUUACAACAAACUAUUUAUUGUGAUAAACACAAAGUUGUGAUUGACAGUGAAGUGGAAGAAAAAAAAAACAUGGUUUUCAAAAAAAAAGUUUCCCUACAAAAAAAUUUGCUUUUGUGGCCUACAUUUAAAAACUGAUGUGCAGCAGAAAACUAACACUGAACAUCACCCUGAAGCCCCUAACCUGAAACUUUAUGGUGGCAGCGUCAUGCUUGGGUAAUAAAACCCAACUAAGUAUUUUCCCUCAAAUGAACACAGUGCUAAAAAAUCUGGAAAUUUGAUUCGGGAAAGGAAUGGAAUUUAGAAAUAGAAACUCUGGAAAUCUCUUUACUCACAUGACUAACCGACUCCUUCACGUGUGAUUAUUCUUCUAGACAAAUCCUAGUGAUAAUCCUAGUAAUCGGUCCGACCAUCCACAGUGUGUCAUUUUCCUGCUCUUGUUGCUUACGUUUCCUGCCUUCUCUCGCCAUUAUUACUGCCAAAGAAACUCCUAAUAUAUUGGUUUAUAAAAAAAUUUAUAAGCUAUCAUUGAUCCAAGAAAAAAGUGACAGAAAGACAGGACAGAGACAGAACAGCUCAAUUAAGAAUCCGUCUGUUCCUGCAGCUCCACUGACAGUGCCGCAGUAUUAACAGUAUUUGGUAGGCUUCUGGUGUCUCAGUGCUAUGGCUCAGACCAUUUAUCCUAACUUGCACAAAAUGUUUGUCAAACAGCGAAUCAGUCAACCAGACGUAUGUGCCCACUUUCUCUUUUCAUUAAUGACAAAUGGUAGGUUAACAAGGCAGGGCUGCAUUUUGCUAACAAGAUACAUUUCCUCUUCCGCGUUUAUAGAAAGGUUUAUGCUGUGGCUCUGAAAAGUGAGGUUAAUGCAAAGUGCCUUAAAUGGGAACUCUUUAUAGGAACAUCUGCCCUGUUACAGCAUGCCCCUUUUUAUUUUCUUGGUGAGUUUAAACAAUGAAGCUGUAAAGUGAGCAGCAAUGCUCAUUGUAGCGAAGUCCCUUCCAUUUGCUGACCGUAGGAACAGCACUUAAGCAGCAGCCCCUUUCUUGGCUGGAAAGUAGUUUAAAAGAAAGACACAAUACGUCUGAGUUGUUCAUCUGGUCCGUUCACUCCACAGAGACUAGUUUGAUGUGGUAUAAUGGCUUCUGCUGUGGUCCCACGUGGUUUUUGCUUUGACUUGAUGUGUAUUUACUGGCCCAGGGCCCUAUAUAAAUGUUGGCUGGAGGUGUGUCCCUAUCCUGACUAGUUUUCUCUGUCUAGUUGGAUAAAGUAAGCUGGUUUUAAAAUCAUGAUUUAUUUCAGGCUCUCUAUUAAUCAAAACUGUUUAUUGAGGCAUUAUGAGCCCAUAACAGGUAAAAUGGACUUCUGGUAAGUAACAAUCCUUCUUAUAGUUGUAAUGUAUGUCUUAAAAAAAAAACAAGAUGGCGUCAAACAGAAUCCAAUAACCUCAAAGCAGUUGUUGAAAGCAAAAGAGAUGUUCUUGUGAUUAUUUUCAUCUUUUGUAAACUAAGUUUUUUAACCAGCUGAACAAAUGGGAUCCAUGUUGUUGAUCUUCAGAGGCCCUUGUGUUAGCAAAAGUAAGCUAGCUGUUGCUGUUUCCAGUUCUCUUUGAAAAACUCAGCAGUCUCGUCAGUUCUGUGGUUAAUAAACAGACAUGGUGUUAAUCUUAGUUUUAGCAAAAAUGUGUUGCUAAAACAUUACUAAACUGUUUUUAAAAGAGUGACAGGUUUUCUGUGUGUUAGUAGCAAGAUGAGCUUCCAAGAAGGAAUGUUUGCAGUGUAUCUAAAAUACAGUAAUAGGAAUACCGUCACUAAAUCCUGUUUAUCUUGCAUGAAUCAAAUGCAUCUUAAAAAACCAACUCCAUGUGAGUCUAGUGCCUUCAAAUGCUGACUGCAGAUGGUGACAUUCAACCAAAGCAGAUUUGGGAAUCUAAGUUUGCUUUUGUUACUUUAGGUUAUACUCUACAUAAAAAAAAUAAUAAAAACUUCCGAAAAUGUUGACACACCGCCAUGCUGUCUAAAUAAAAUGAUAUUUACUGCUUGCUGUCCACCAUCAAGCUUCACAUAAUGACCUUACAGAAAAACUAUGAUUUACCACAUCACAGUGUGAACACAAGGACUUAAAAACAAAUUGUAUACUAUAAAUUUCUGUGAGAAUUAUAGUCUUCUUUCAGGAAUCUUGCCAGUAGUAUGAAGCAACGAGUGGGGGAGAGGCAGCACUUUCCUAUCCUAAACUCCAAACAGCAGGAGAAAACUCCAGUCUCUUCAAACGAUUUCUCUGGCGUCUCGUGAAAAAUGUGUUUUAAACUCCAGGAACUCGGCCCAUGCCUACACAAACUAGAGAUGGAACAUUUUUCUCCUGCUUUGCAGAGUAAAGUGGGUAAAAACAAAAUGGUUUCCAUUGACAAUCAAAUGUAGGCUGCCAAGUAGCCUUUUUCAGGUAUGAGUUCUUUUGUUCCUGAUGUCAUGUCAUCGCUUUAUGUCUGUAAAUUCACUCCUAUUCCCAAUGAGCUGGAGAGUUUCAAGCACGUUUUGUCUUAAGAAUACAUUUUACAGUCGUCGAUUUAUUUAUUUCUUUUUAGGGAGACAUGUUGAGCCACAGUUAUGACCUAGUUGUCUCGUUUUAGCUGCAGUGUGGUGAAAUGUAUGUAAAAUAGUCCCUCUCUGUUUGGGGUCGCACUCACUGAAUGGAGUGGAUAAACACUCCAGCUGAUUGUGCUCAUCUGCCAUUUUUGUUGUUUACCGUAUUUACGUGUUUGUAGAGAUGUUACGAUGUUUUGUGUUCUCUAAGUUUAUAUGUUAAUAGCACUUUGAAUACACCGGUGUAGGACUGCAGUUUUCACAUAUGUACAUAUGCAAUGUUUUUGAUGAAUAUAAGGAUAAUAAAUUGAAUGUUCAUAUCA